GAACAAAACGAAAUCCAAAAAACUGGUGAUUACAGUGAUAAAAACCAAGAAAAAGCUUUAUCUCGCCACAAUUUUUUAAAAUAUCGACCAGUCUAGUAUUUUUUUCACCAUGAGGUUGGCACGAAUACUCCGUUCUUGGUCACUAGCUCGAUCUGCUAACCUCGAAAAAAACCGACGAAACGUAAUUUUCUGCAAUAAAAUAAAAACUCGUUCGUUAGCAGACUCGGCCAUAACGCACGCAGAAAUUAUGGCAAACGUCGGAAAACCGGUGCCCCGUGUCUACAGUAAAAGCAACGACAAAAGUCAAGAUGAGAAACUGCUGCAGCCGUUUACGUACAUUUUGCAAAAUCCGGGCAAAAAUAUACGUUUUAAGCUGGCUCAGGCGUUCAAUCACUGGCUUAAUAUUCCAGAAGACAAGUUAAAGAUGAUCGGAGAAAUUGUUGAAAUGAUGCACAAUUCCAGCCUUCUUCUGGAUGACAUCCAGGACAAUUCUAUACUGCGCAGGGGGAUUCCAGUGGCCCAUUCAAUCUAUGGGGUCCCUAGUACCAUAAACGCAGCCAACUAUAUUCUGUUUAUUGCGCUGGAAAGGUUGCUGGAUUUGGAGCAUCCGGACGCUGUGCGUGUUUAUACUGAACAAGUUUUAGAAUUACACAGGGGCCAAGGCAUGGAAAUUUAUUGGAGGGAUAGUUUCACGUGCCCUAGCGAAAAUGAGUACAAGCAAAUGACAAUUAGAAAAACUGGAGGCCUUUUCAUGUUAGCAAUAAGACUAAUGCAGCUGUUUAGUGAAAACAAAGCUGACUAUACUAAGCUCACUGGCAUUCUAGGACUGUAUUUUCAAAUUCGCGAUGAUUAUUUAAAUUUGUAUUCCAAAGAUUAUAUGUUGCAUAAGAGUUUCUGUGAAGACCUCACAGAGGGAAAAUUCAGUUUUCCCAUUAUUCACGCCAUUCACAGCCAGCCUGAUGAUAAUCAAGUAAUGCAUAUUUUGCGUCAGAGAACGAAGGAUAUCGAGGUGAAAAAGUACUGCGUGGUGUUGUUAGAAAAAUACGGAAGUUUUGAUUAUACCAAAAAGGUGUUAGCUGAGUUGAAGAGGCAGGCUCAAGAUGAAGUUAAUAAGUUAGGCGAGAAUCCGUAUAUGGCAGAUGUGAUGGAGCACAUUUUCAAGCUAGAUUAAUGAAUGUAUAGGUUUUUUGAUAAGUUGGUUUUUAUUUAUAUUUAGAAAAGUGUGUGUUUCGGAGUUUAUGGCAUUUAUUGUGAAGAUUUCAUUUUUAUUUAUUGUGAUAUAUAUUUAAGUUGCUUUCUAUUAAAGUUUUUUGCAAGGAAAA
Zophobas morio is the source of this 1322-nucleotide messenger RNA. RefSeq names its product terpene synthase-like. The record is from RefSeq and is a predicted model, not a curated record. Gene Ontology annotation, biological process: isoprenoid biosynthetic process. The transcript is spliced from 7 exons. The coding region runs from base 110 to 1171 and encodes 353 amino acids. Gene Ontology annotation, molecular function: prenyltransferase activity. Lineage: Eukaryota; Metazoa; Arthropoda; Insecta; Coleoptera; Tenebrionidae.